Molecule: messenger RNA, 1012 nt
Organism: Brachypodium distachyon (stiff brome)
Lineage: Eukaryota; Viridiplantae; Streptophyta; Magnoliopsida; Poales; Poaceae
Exons: 2
Coding region: 107-700 (197 amino acids)
Source: RefSeq, a predicted model, not a curated record
UGUUCCAUCGCCUGUCUCCACCAAACCAAAGCCUCUCGAUCUGCAGCCCUUUCGUGAGUAAAAAUUCUUCGCUGGCAGUAGUACUCGACAGUUCACAGUCGACACCAUGCAGGCAGGAAACAACGGCGUGCUGGGCGGCGGCCAAAUGUACCCCUACCCGCCGCCCGGGACCAUGGCACCGCCGGAGCACGGCGUCGUGGAGCAUCCGCCGGCCGUGAACCAGAACAACUGGGGCGGCAACGACGCCAACACGCUGCUGGUGGUGGCCACUCUGAUCACGACGCUGGCGUACCAGCUCGGGUGCAACGUCCCCGGCGGGUACUGGCAGGACACCAAGAUGUCGGACGACGGCAAACGGGUGAUCCACCUCGCCGGCGACCCCGUCAUGCGCGACCUGCACCGCCCCAGGUACUGGGUGUUCAUGGCGGCGAGCUGGAUGGGGUUCCUGGGGUCGAUGCUGAUGACGCUGAGCCUGCUGGUGCGCAUGCCGGUGGACUCGCGCCAGGUCCGCUGGUCCUUCGCCGUCGCCUACUCCAGCCUCGUGCUCACCUUCAUCGUCUCGCAGUCCAACACGCACCUCUCCAUCGGCAUCGCCGUCUGGGUCGCCACCGUCGCCUUCCUCUGGCUCAUGAUCAGCGUCCGACCCGAGCACCGGGCAAAGAUCAUCCGUUUCUGCUGCUGCUGCUUCCGCCAGAAUUAAUUGACCCAAUUAAGGCAACUAGUAUUGCUAGCUAGCUGUCUUUGCCAUUGGUUGAUUCUCAUUCCGCCUCUUGCCAUUUUGGUUGAUUCACAGGCAUUCUGCUCUGUCUUAAGAAUUAGUUGCAUGUAGUAACUUUGUGACUCUGAGGUUGGACUAUGCAAAGUUCAGACUUCGAGUUGCCAGUCGGAGUAAAAAAAAUUAGAUCGAAAAUAGAGCAACAAUGUUCCGGUUAGAAGCAAAAGCAGCCAAGCGGGAACGAAAUUCUGACAUACAUAAAUGAGAAAACAUAAAUCGUUUUUCACAUGCUUCUAA